Molecule: messenger RNA, 1795 nt
Organism: Hyla sarda
Lineage: Eukaryota; Metazoa; Chordata; Amphibia; Anura; Hylidae
Product: interferon regulatory factor 3-like
Exons: 9
Coding region: 26-1429 (467 amino acids)
Biological process (GO): regulation of transcription by RNA polymerase II; immune system process
Cellular component (GO): nucleus
Molecular function (GO): DNA-binding transcription factor activity, RNA polymerase II-specific; protein binding; RNA polymerase II cis-regulatory region sequence-specific DNA binding
Source: RefSeq, a predicted model, not a curated record
GCAGCACAAUAGACAAUCUUCGAAGAUGGGUUCUCAUAAUAAGCCACGUAUUAUCCCCUGGCUCAUAGAACAGAUCAACAGUCAGAAGUAUCCUGGUCUCAUAUGGAUCGAUGAAGAACAUACAAAAGUCAAAAUACCAUGGAAGCACGGCCUGAGGCAGGACCGAUCGGGGGAUGAUGUAAAGAUAUUUGAGGCUUGGGCUGUUGUCAGCGGUACUUAUGACCCCAACACGGACCAACCCAACCCAGCUGUGUGGAAAAGAAAUGUCCGCUCUGCUCUGAAUCGUAAAAAAGAAAUCCGUAUGAUCAGUGACAAAAGCUCGGAGUCUUCUGACCCACAUAAAAUUUAUGAGAUCAUCAGAGAAAAUCUUUCUGCUGGUAGUGUUGCUUCUGAAGACAUGAACAUGAGUGAUAUUAGUCCAACUAUGAAUAUAACCAACUGGAACAGCCCAGGAAGCCAGAUCGCUGUGGACGGACAUCUGGCGCAGGGCAUGACGCAGAUGCAGAUCUCUCUUAAUGACGACGAGCUUUACCUUGCCGCUGAAGACUUGCAAACGCCUCUGGAAUCACCAGGCCAAGGCUGGUACAAUAACUUGUCAUCUCCUGAUCUGUAUUCAGCGGAAUGUGGUACCAGUCCUGUGCCUGAAAACCAUUCACCAUAUUUAGGAUACAAUGAGCAACCUGUUACAGAACAAGUUCAGUGCGGUCCGGCUGAGACUCAGGAAUCCACGCAGCAAAACCUAAUGAAUUAUUGCUUUCCAAAUAAUACCUUUGCAACAGAAUUUGAUGUAAAGAUUUAUUACCGUGGAACUCAGGUGAAGCAGGUGUUGGUAAAGAACCCGCAUGGCUUCCACAUUACUUCAAGACAACAACCAAAUACUGAAAGUGAUGUAGAGGAUGUGACGCUGCCGCCCCCAACUGCAAUACAUGACAAGAAAGUAGCUGCUGAAAUAAAUAAACUCCUAGAGAACCUGGAAAUGGGCACAGUGGUGGAAGUGCGAGAUGGGGCCAUUUGUGCUAAGAGGCUGGGCAAGUGCCGGAGCUUCUGGACAAUGACAGACAUGCCAACCACAUCUCAACCCAAUCCUAUAGACAAAAUGGACUAUUGUGUUCUUUAUAACUGUCAACAAUUUGUCAAAGAACUGGUUGAGUUCAUAGAACAGAAGAGGAAGGAAUCUCCCCAGUAUUCCAUUUGGAUUUGUUUGGGUGAAUUCUGGCCAGACAACAGAUCAUGGAAAAAGAAGUUCAUUAUGGUGCAAGUUACGCCAAUCUCAAUGCAACUGCUUCACGAGUUAAGCUACAACACUGGAGCCUCAUCACUACGCAGCAGCGAAAUCAACCUGCAAAUCUCCGACUCGCUGUCUCUUCAAAGUACAAGCGAUCUGCUGACUUUCCUUAAAGAGUUUGAGGAACGGAUGGACUGUGCUUAGAAACCCACAAAUCGGAGCUUCCACUGAACAUGCAGAUGAUGAAUGUGGAACAUGAUGCUUGACGUACAACAGAUCAACAGAACAUUUAGGAUUCUCAAGUGCCAAAACCAUGACUAACCAAUGGGAUAGGCUCAGAUUUCACCAGCUGAUCUACUGGAAAACAGUCUUCGCUUCACAAUGGACCAUAUUUAUCCAAACUGUUUACAGGAAAACUAGCUCUGUUGCUCUUAGCAACCAAUGCUGAAUUUGGCUAGUAUUGGCAUAAAGACUAGUCUUUCUAUUUGACAGCUUUAAUAAAUGAGAACCAGUAGGGUUGGGAUGAUUCUAGGCUAGCUAGGCAGCUGUCAUGGGCUCAUUCGGAGAAAG